AAUACAGAGUAACUAAAUUUUGAUUGGAAAUUACGCCACCAUUAUCAAGCCAUCCGAAUCUCACUCUUGUCUGCCUAUGAACCCAAAUUUCUAUUUAGUCUAAUCAAUUUUCAUGAAUCGAAUCAUUCCCAAAAACAAAAACAUAAACAAAAAUCAAAGGUUACUUUCUUUAAUACCUUCUUUCUUUCUUUCUGUAACAUAAACCUUUUUAUACGGGGUUCCUUAAUGGGAAACUGAAAACCUAGAUUUAUGGUUACUGAUCACAUGUUUGACUUUAACUUGUACGCUUCUCCUUCUUUACGAAAGCUGUCUUCUUCUUUCACAUGAAGAAUCUGUUCUGCCACUCUUUUUUAUGAUCAAAUACUCUUUCUAUUUCUCUCUAAAACCCCAUCAUGGCGGCUUAUUAUGGAAACUCAAGAUCUGUAAGAUUUGAAGAUGAUGACCCAAAUACAAAUGGAGAUGGUUUAGUUAAAGUUAUGUACAAGAUAAACGGAAUUCAAAUCUCAGACACCGCCAACACAAACACUAAAGCCAGGAGGAAAUCAUCAUCCUUAAAAUCCAAGGUACUGUCUCGAGUAUUCUCCGAGGAUUACGAUAGAGAGAAGAGGAAAAUACUCGAUCCCAGAGGCCCUGUUAUCAGAAAAUGGAACAAGAUUUUCUUGAUGGCUUGUUUGGUUUCCUUAUUCGUCGAUCCUCUCUUCUUUUACUUACCCCAAGUCCAACAACACUUCUGUAUAGACAUAAGGAUGAGGCUCGAAGCGAUCUUGACGGUUGUGAGGACGAUGGCGGACAUUUUCUAUGUUAUUCAGAUUUAUAUCCGUUUCCACACGGCUUAUGUGGCGCCCUCCUCUCGAGUAUUUGGAAGAGGAGAGCUCGUCAUUGAUACGAGAAAGAUAGCGUUAAGGUAUCUGAAAACGGGGUUUUUGGUGGAUCUAAUAGCUGCUCUGCCACUUCCUCAGAUUCUGAUUUGGGGGAUUAUACCUUAUUUAGGCGGUUCUACAAUGGCAAACACCAAAAACGUGCUUAGAUUUAUACUAAUAUGUCAGUACGUGCCUCGCCUUGUUUUAAUAUAUCCCUUGUCGUCGGAAAUCGUCAAGGCUACCGGGGUUGUGACUGAGACCGCCUGGGCUGGUGCUGCCUACAACUUGAUGCUCUACAUGUUGGCAAGUCAUGUUUUAGGAGCCUGUUGGUACCUUUUGUCUAUUGAGAGACAGGAAGGUUGUUGGAGAAGUGCAUGCGAUCUCGAGAAUCCUUUGUGCCAGUAUGGAUUCUUCGACUGCAGAAAAGUGAAUGAUCCGGUCAGGAGCAAUUGGUUCAAAUCCAGCAAUAUCACUAACUUUUGCGAUCCCCAAAAGGGUUCGUACCCUUUUGGAAUUUACGCUGAUUCUGUCAUAGAAAGCAUCACAUCAGUGUCAUUCUUUGAUAAGUAUUUCUAUUGUCUUUGGUGGGGCUUGAAGAACUUGAGUUCAUUGGGGCAGACACUUUCAACGAGCACUUAUGUUGGGGAAAUAAUGUUUGCCAUUGUUGUUGCCAUUAUGGGAUUGGUUCUGUUUGCUUUACUCAUAGGAAACAUGCAAAGAUAUUUGCAAUCAUCAACAGUUAGAUUAGAGGAAUGGAGAAUAAGAAGGACGGAUACAGAACAAUGGAUGCGUCAUAGACAAUUACCUCAAGAACUCAGGCUGUCGGUUAGGAAAUACGAGCAAUACAAAUGGGUAGCCACUCGUGGAGUUGAUGAAGAGAUGCUUCUGAAAGGACUUCCAAUGGAUCUUCGAAGGGAUAUCAAACGACAUAUUUGCCUUGACCUUGUUCGUCGAGUUCCAUUGUUCGGUCAAAUGGAUGAGCAAAUGCUUGAUGCAAUAUGCGAGAGGUUGAAGCCAGCUUUAUGCACAGAUGGAACUUCUCUCACUCGUGAAGGCGAUCCAGUUAAUGAGAUGCUAUUCAUAAUCCGAGGCCAUCUAGAUUCCUACACAACAAACGGCGGCCGAACUGGAUUCUUCAACACCUGCCGCAUCGGCCCAGGCGAUUUCUGCGGCGAAGAGCUUCUCACUUGGGCCCUAGAUCCACGUCCAGGUUUCAUCUUCCCUUCUUCAACUCGAACGGUUAGGGCUAUUUCUGAGGUUGAGGCUUUCGCUCUUCACGCGGAGGAUUUGAAAUUCGUCGCCUCACAGUUUCGAAGGUUGCACAGCAAACAGAUCAGGCAAAAAUUCCGAUUCUACUCGCACCAGUGGCGAACCUGGGCUGCUUGCUUCGUACAGGCGGCAUGGCGGCGCUAUAAGAGGAGGAAGAACGCGGCUGAGCUUACCGCCUUGGAGAGUGUUAAGUUGUUCGAGGCCAAUCGACCUAAUGGCUUGUCCGUUUCCGUUUACACGGCCAGGUUGGCGACGAGCACAAGGAGGGGCGGCGCCACCGUGCUCUCCAAGUCUAAUUCUGGCGUAGUUGGGGCGUCAUUGCAAAAGCCGUCGGAGCCUGAUUUCUUUGUGGACGAGGAUUGAGGACCGGUGGCGGUUAUGAUAAUUAGUGCUUUUUGUUAAUAAUCAAAAUUAAAUAGAAGUAACACAGAUCAUUUUAUAAAUCUAUUUUUUUAAAUAUGAUUAAGAGAAUAAAUUAUUAUUUUCAAGUGUGGGAAAUGAUAUUGUGUGAUAUUUAAUAUUUGGUGAUACUUUAAUAAUUAUCAUUGACUAUA
Messenger RNA from Impatiens glandulifera, 2683 nucleotides. RefSeq names its product protein CNGC15b. Gene Ontology annotation, cellular component: membrane. Gene Ontology annotation, molecular function: monoatomic ion channel activity. The transcript has 6 exons. The record is from RefSeq and is a predicted model, not a curated record. The coding region runs from base 393 to 2492 and encodes 699 amino acids. Gene Ontology annotation, biological process: transmembrane transport; monoatomic ion transport. Lineage: Eukaryota; Viridiplantae; Streptophyta; Magnoliopsida; Ericales; Balsaminaceae.